Messenger RNA from Liolophura sinensis, 1221 nucleotides. RefSeq names its product putative nuclease HARBI1. The record is from RefSeq and is a predicted model, not a curated record. The coding region runs from base 1 to 1221 and encodes 406 amino acids. Lineage: Eukaryota; Metazoa; Mollusca; Polyplacophora; Chitonida; Chitonidae. Gene Ontology annotation, molecular function: protein binding. The transcript has 5 exons.
AUGUUGGAAAGACGUAAGGAUAAAGAGACUCCUCUACAUGCGGCUGUCUCAGGUGAUAAGGUAGACGUUGUCCGUAUUCUGGUGGAGCAGGGCGCUGACGUCAACGUACAGGAUCAGAGAGGACAAACACCUUUGUGCCAGGCGUUGUCUCGUGGUGAGAAGGAUUGGUUUAGUCGUCUCCAGCAGGAAAGUGGAUCCUAUUUGUUAAACAACAACAACAUGGCGGCCGCUCAACCAAAUCGACGCCACUUUAAGGAAAGAAGAGAUUGCUUGAACGAAUAUAAUGACAGGGAGCUCUUAGAAAGGUUUCGUCUUGAUGCUGCAGGGAUUCGGUAUAUCGAAUCACUAGUUAGGGAUGACGUUGUAAGUGGAUCGAAUAGAAACUGUGCACUUACUCCAAUGCAGAAAGUGUUGAUUACUCUUCGUUUUUUGGCAACUGGGAAAAUGCAGCUAUGCAGUGGUGAUGACAUGGGAGUCUCACAGCCGACUGUAUCUAGGGCUAUCACAGCUACUGUAAGAAGUCUAUCUUCAAACCGGCUAAUUGCUCAGUUCAUUCGUUUUCCACUGACAGCUCGCGAAAUCCGUGAAAAGCAGGAAACGUUCUACGCUGCUGCUCAGUUUCCAAGCAUUGUUGGGGCUAUUGAUGGGACACACGUACAAAUCACCGCUCCUAGCAUAUAUGAAAAUGAAUUUGUUAAUCGGCACCAUUACCACAGUAUUAACGUUCAAAUUGUUGUGGAUGCGAAGUACAACAUUCUCGACAUUGUCGCAAAAUGGCCAGGGUCAACACCUGACGCUCGAAUUCUGGCUGAAAGCGGACUGAGACAGCUUUUUGAAAACCACCACGCACCCAUCCACACUCAUCUGAUCGGAGAUAGCGGGUACCCAUCUAAACGCUGGCUUCUUACCCCUUUCCUCAGGCCACAACCCGGCCCUCAAACAAAUUACAACAGGUCCCACAAACGGACACGUAGUGUAGUUGAAAGGGGUAUAGGCCAGUUGAAGAGAAGAUUUCAUGUAUUGCAUGGAGAAAUAAGGAUGUCACCAGACAAAGCCUGCCAAAUAAUUCUGGCAUGCGAUGUUCUGCAUAAUAUCUGCAAAUUGAGACAAAUACCUCUUCCAGGUAAUGAACAGGAGGAUGAAAAUAAUGGAGGUGAUCAACAAGAGGAUGGUGUCAUUGCUCCAGAUGCCAAUGUUGAAGGCGUUCGAUACAGACAGUAA